GCUAUUUAGUCAAGCAAAGCUAGGUUGGGAGAGAAAUGAGCUCAAGUGAGAAUCCAAUACCCAAAUAUUUCUGCCUCUCCUGCUUGCCUCGAGUACUAGCUAGCUCACACAAUGGAAGAAGUGAAACUACUGGGGUUUUGGCCAAGCAAUUUUGUUUACAGAGUGAUAUGGGCUCUAAAACUGAAAGGCGUCGAGUAUGAUUAUAUAGAAGAAGACGUCCUUUCCAACAAGAGUGAAUUGCUGUUGCAGUACAACCCAGUAUACAAGAAGGUCCCGGUGCUUGUUCAUCGUGGCAAACCAAUUGUUGAGUCAUGUGUUAUCCUUGAAUACAUUGAAGAAACUUGGCCUGAGAAUCCAUUGCUCCCGGAAGAUGCUCAUGAUAAAGCCGUGGCUCGGUUUUGGAUGCAGUUUGCGUCUCCCGAUCGGAUUCCCAGUUUUACUGCAUUUUUCCUCUUACCUACUGCUGGGGAAGAGCGCGAAAAAACCAUAAAAGAUGUACUGGAAACGCUGAGGACAUUGGAAGAGCAAGGCCUUGGAGACAAGAAGUUUUUCGGGGGAGACAGCAUAGGAUUGGUAGACUUAGUACAUGGAUGGCUGGCUUCCUGGUUUGAAAUCAGCCAAGAAAUGGUAGGGGUGAAAUUGCUCGAGCCAAACACUUUGCCUCGAUUGCAUGCAUGGGUUCAGAACUUUAAGGACACUCCUGUUAUCAAAGACAACCUUCCUGACUAUAACGAGUUGUUGGCUCAUAUGACACGGGUAAGGGAUCGGAAAUGUUUGUCUCUAAGAAGUCUGUGACCUAGCUACGUACAAAGGAGAAGUUAAUAAUGAGAACCUGAGAACAAGUCUUUCACUUGAGUGAUUGUUUUCUUACAUGUUAAAUGACCUUCACCUUUCAGCAUAAGUAGGUUCUUGUUGUAAUUAUUAUCCUCUAUAUGACUGUUGACAUAAAUAUUAAUUAGUUAUAUACUUAUGAUAUAAAGUCUAUCUCUAUAUAAAAGAGACUAAUAAGACUGAAUAAUACACUUCUAUUUUCUUUUUAACCA
This is a messenger RNA of Rosa chinensis, 1043 nucleotides long. RefSeq names its product probable glutathione S-transferase. NCBI's taxonomy places the organism in Eukaryota, Viridiplantae, Streptophyta, Magnoliopsida, Rosales, Rosaceae. Gene Ontology annotation, biological process: glutathione metabolic process. Bases 112 to 795 code for a protein of 227 amino acids. Gene Ontology annotation, molecular function: glutathione transferase activity. Gene Ontology annotation, cellular component: cytoplasm. The transcript is spliced from 2 exons. The record is from RefSeq and is a predicted model, not a curated record.